CGCACUCUCCGGCGCCGCCGCGGCCCCAGCUCCGGGCCGCUCCUCCGAGGCGGACGGACGGGCGGGCGGGCGCGCGCGCACGGGCGAGCGAGCGGGCGGGCGGGCGCCGGAGUCUGAGGCGGCGGGCGACGCCCGGGGGGUGGGGUGGGGGGCUGACGGCCGCCGCGCCAUGGUGUGAGCCCCGCGGCCCGCGCCCGCUGCGCUCCGAGGAGAAGCCGCGCCGACCCCGGCGGCGGCCUUGCCCGUACGGCCCGCGCCCCGGCGCCGCGGAGCUCCUGACCGCCGCGGCUUGUCGCUCUCGGGGCGGCGACCGGGGAAGAUGGCGAACGAUUCGCCCGCGAAGAGUCUGGUGGACAUCGAUCUCUCGUCCCUGCGGGACCCGGCUGGGAUUUUCGAGCUGGUGGAAGUGGUUGGAAAUGGCACCUAUGGACAAGUCUAUAAGGGUCGACAUGUUAAAACAGGUCAGCUGGCGGCCAUCAAGGUUAUGGAUGUCACCGAGGAUGAAGAGGAAGAAAUAAAACUGGAGAUAAAUAUGCUGAAGAAAUAUUCUCAUCAUAGAAAUAUUGCAACAUACUAUGGUGCUUUCAUUAAAAAGAGCCCUCCAGGACAUGAUGACCAACUCUGGCUUGUUAUGGAGUUUUGUGGGGCUGGGUCCAUCACAGACCUUGUGAAGAACACCAAAGGGAACACACUCAAAGAAGACUGGAUUGCCUACAUCUCCAGAGAAAUCCUCAGGGGUCUGGCACAUCUCCACGUCCACCACGUUAUUCACCGAGAUAUCAAGGGGCAGAAUGUGCUGCUGACCGAGAAUGCGGAGGUGAAACUUGUUGAUUUUGGUGUGAGCGCUCAGCUGGACAGGACGGUUGGCCGGAGAAAUACAUUCAUAGGCACACCCUACUGGAUGGCUCCUGAGGUUAUUGCCUGUGAUGAGAACCCAGACGCUACUUAUGACUACAGAAGUGACCUUUGGUCUUGUGGCAUCACAGCAAUUGAGAUGGCAGAAGGUGCCCCCCCUCUCUGUGACAUGCAUCCCAUGAGAGCACUGUUUCUCAUCCCUAGAAACCCUCCUCCCAGACUGAAGUCCAAAAAAUGGUCAAAGAAAUUUUUCAGCUUUAUAGAAGGCUGCCUGGUGAAGAAUUACAUGCAGCGGCCCUCUACAGAGCAGCUUUUGAAACACCCUUUCAUAAGGGACCAGCCCAAUGAAAGGCAGGUUCGAAUCCAGCUGAAGGAUCAUAUAGACCGGACCAGGAAGAAGAGGGGGGAGAAAGAUGAAACAGAGUAUGAGUACAGCGGGAGUGAGGAGGAAGAGGAGGAAGUGCCUGAGCAGGAAGGAGAGCCAAGUUCCAUUGUCAAUGUGCCUGGAGAGUCGACUCUGCGCCGUGAUUUCCUGAGACUGCAGCAGGAGAACAAGGAGCGUUCUGAGGCUCUGCGGAGACAGCAGCUUCUCCAGGAGCAGCAACUCCGGGAGCAGGAGGAGUAUAAGAGGCAGCUGUUGGCGGAGAGGCAGAAACGGAUUGAACAGCAGAAGGAACAGAGGAGGCGGCUGGAAGAGCAACAAAGAAGAGAGCGGGAAGCCAGGAGGCAGCAGGAGCGAGAGCAGCGAAGGCGAGAACAAGAAGAAAAGAGGCGUCUAGAGGAACUGGAGAGGAGGCGCAAAGAAGAAGAGGAGAGGAGAAGGGCUGAGGAGGAGAAGAGGAGAGUGGAACGGGAGCAGGAGUACAUCAGGCGGCAGCUAGAGGAGGAGCAGCGGCACCUGGAAAUCCUGCAGCAGCAGCUGCUCCAGGAGCAGGCCAUGUUACUGGAGUGCCGAUGGCGGGAGAUGGAGGAGCACCGGCAGGCAGAGAGGCUCCAGAGGCAGUUGCAACAGGAACAAGCAUAUCUCCUGUCUCUACAGCACGACCACAGGAGGCCGCACCCGCAGCAGCAGCCGCAGCAGCCGCAGCAGGACAGGAGCAAGCCAAGCUAUCAUGCUCCAGAGCCCAAGCCUCACUACGACCCUGCUGACAGAGCUCGGGAGGUGGAAGAUAGAUUUAGAAAGACUAACCACAGCUCCCCUGAGGCCCAGUCUAAGCAAACAGGCAGAGGAUUGGAGCCGCCGGUGCCUUCCCGAUCAGAAUCUUUUUCCAAUGGCAACUCCGAGUCUGUGCACCCUGCCCUGCAGAGACCAGCGGAGCCACAGGUACAGUGGUCCCACCUGGCAUCUCUCAAGAACAAUGUUUCCCCUGUCUCGAGAUCCCAUUCCUUCAGUGACCCUUCUCCUCCCAAAUUCGCACACCACCAUCUUCGCUCUCAGGACCCAUGUCCACCUUCCCGCAGUGAGGUGCUCAGUCAAAGCUCCGACUCUAAGUCAGAGCUACCUGACCCCACCCAAAAGGCUUGGUCUAGAUCAGACAGUGACGAGGUGCCUCCAAGGGUUCCUGUGAGAACAACAUCUCGUUCCCCUGUCUUAUCCCGUCGGGAUUCCCCACUGCAGGGCAGUGGACAGCAAAAUAGCCAAGCAGGACAGAGAAACUCCACCAGCAGUAUUGAACCCCGGCUCCUAUGGGAGAGAGUGGAGAAGCUGGUCCCCAGGCCAGGCAGUGGCAGCUCCUCAGGGUCCAGCAACUCAGGAUCCCAGCCUGGCUCCCAUCCUGGGUCUCAGAGCGGCUCUGGUGAACGCUUCAGAGUGAGAUCAUCGUCCAAGUCUGAAGGCUCUCCAUCUCAGCGCCUUGAAAAUGUAGCCAAAAAACCUGAGGAAAAGAAAGAAGUAUUUCGACCUCUCAAGCCUGCUGACUUGACUGCAUUGGCCAAAGAGCUUCGAGCAGUGGAAGAUGUUCGACCACCUCACAAAGUGACAGACUACUCCUCCUCCAGUGAGGAGUCUGGGACCACGGAUGAGGAGGAGGAGGAUGUGGAGCAGGAGGGACCUGAUGACUCCACCUCAGGACCGGAGGACACCAGAGCAGCGUCAUCUCUGAAUCUGAGCAAUGGGGAAACAGAAUCUGUGAAAACUAUGAUUGUUCACGAUGAUGUGGAAAGUGAGCCAGCCAUGACCCCAUCCAAGGAGGGCACCCUGAUCGUCCGCCAGAGUACAGUUGACCAAAAGCGUGCCAGCCAUCAUGAGAGCAAUGGCUUUGCCGGUCGCAUUCACCUCUUGCCAGAUCUCUUACAGCAAAGCCAUUCCUCCUCCACUUCCUCCACCUCUUCCUCCCCAUCCUCCAGCCAGCCGACACCCACCAUGUCCCCACAGACACCCCAGGACAAGCUCACUGCUAAUGAGACUCAAUCCGCUAGUAGCACACUCCAGAAACACAAAUCUUCCUCCUCCUUUACACCUUUUAUAGACCCCAGGUUACUACAGAUUUCUCCAUCUAGUGGAACGACAGUUACUUCCGUGGUGGGAUUUUCCUGUGAUGGAAUGAGACCAGAAGCCAUAAGGCAAGAUCCUACUCGGAAAGGCUCAGUGGUCAAUGUGAACCCCACGAACACUAGACCACAGAGCGACACCCCCGAGAUUCGUAAAUACAAGAAGAGGUUUAACUCGGAGAUCCUGUGUGCUGCCUUAUGGGGGGUGAAUUUGCUAGUUGGCACAGAGAGCGGUCUGAUGCUCUUGGACAGAAGUGGCCAAGGGAAGGUAUAUCCUCUGAUCAACAGAAGACGGUUCCAGCAGAUGGAUGUUCUCGAGGGCCUGAAUGUCUUGGUGACAAUAUCUGGAAAAAAGGAUAAGUUACGUGUCUACUAUUUAUCCUGGUUAAGAAAUAAAAUUCUUCAUAAUGACCCAGAAGUUGAGAAGAAGCAAGGGUGGACGACUGUGGGCGAUUUGGAAGGAUGCGUACACUAUAAAGUGGUAAAAUAUGAAAGAAUCAAAUUUCUGGUAAUUGCUUUGAAGAGUUCUGUGGAAGUCUAUGCGUGGGCACCGAAGCCAUAUCACAAGUUUAUGGCCUUUAAGUCAUUUGGAGAACUGGUACAUAAACCAUUACUGGUGGAUCUCACUGUUGAGGAAGGCCAAAGGUUGAAAGUGAUCUAUGGAUCUUGUGCUGGAUUCCAUGCUGUUGAUGUGGAUUCAGGCUCAGUCUAUGACAUUUAUCUACCAACACACGUAAGAAAGAACCCACACUCUAUGAUUCAGUGUAGCAUCAAACCCCAUGCAAUCAUUAUUCUCCCCAACACGGAUGGAAUGGAGCUUCUGGUGUGCUAUGAAGAUGAGGGGGUUUAUGUAAACACAUAUGGAAGGAUCACCAAGGAUGUGGUUCUGCAGUGGGGAGAGAUGCCAACAUCUGUAGCAUAUAUCCGAUCGAACCAGACCAUGGGCUGGGGAGAGAAGGCGAUCGAGAUACGGUCUGUGGAAACCGGCCACUUGGAUGGUGUAUUUAUGCACAAAAGGGCUCAAAGACUAAAAUUCUUAUGUGAACGCAAUGACAAGGUAUUCUUCGCCUCCGUUCGGUCUGGUGGCAGCAGUCAGGUUUAUUUCAUGACCUUAGGCAGGACUUCUCUUCUGAGCUGGUAGAGGCGGUGUGAGCUGAGAUCACUGACCCCCGGAGUCGUCAAGACCCUGAGAACUUGGAAUUCCUUGCAACUGGAGCUCAGAGCUGCACCGGUGCAGCCAGGACAGCUGUAUAUGCAGGCCUCUUGCGUGUUGGGUCCUCUCCCCUCCUUCCUACACUUUCUGCCAGUUUAUUCCCGUUCUCUCCUUUUCCUCACUCGAAAAUAAAUCAAGGCUGCAUUGCAGCUGGUGCUGUUUAGACUCUACCAUCGGUGCUAGGAGUGUUUGGGGAUGAGCAUCAGACCAGAAAGAGCGCCUUUCCACAGCUCCAGGAUUCCUUGUCUCUGAGUGACUCUGGCCUGUGGGUGUCUGAAGGUUGUGAUGAGCACACCAUCAGAUGUUGGCAGUGGGCACAAGGAGGUGUAGUGGUGUAAGAAGCAGCUUGCUGAAGCAGAGAACAGAUUUAAUAUAGUAACAUUAACAAUGUAUUUAAUUGACAUUUCUUUUUUUGUAAUGUGACAAUAUGUGGACAAAGAAGAAGGUGCAGGUUUAAGAAGUUAAUAUUUAUAAAAUGUGAAAGACACAGCUACUAGGAUAACUUUUUGUGGGUGGGGCUAGGGUGGGUGGGGUGCGUUAAGGGAUCCCAUUUUGUUUCUUUGAAAUUUUUUGGAGAGGAUUGUCCUGGCCAAGAACUGAGUCAUUUUUCUGUGUACCAAGUUUUGCCUAAAUUGUGCAGAUGGUUCUAAAAAAAAGAAAAAGAAAGAAAAAAGAAAAUGUGUGUGUCUUGUUCGAUGGCCAGAACUUUGUUGUGUGACAGUAUUAGCACUGCCUCUGCUAAAGGUUUGAUUUCUGUUUAAGCCUAGAAGAGCAACAGCAGCUCCACCAUGGUCUGCACUUGGAAUAGGAAAAAAGUCAACUUUCCUGUGGGUUUUUUUUUUUUUGUUGUUGUUACUGUUUUGUUUUUUGCCUACCUCAUUGUUUUUAAUGCAUUGAGAGGUGAUUUAGUUUAUGGAUUUGGCAGAAAACAUUAAUGUUUAAUUUAACUUUAAUACCAAAACUAUCUGAUUGAAGUUUGACUGACUUUGUCACAAGUCUAAUCAGGUACCAGAAAAGCUGUCUGUGAAGGCAGAGACCAGCCUCUUGGCUGGUGCGGUCUGCUUUCAAAAAGCAGAGCCUCUGUUUUCACCAGGUUCACCAUUAGUGGUCGGUGGGUGGGCUGCCGUCACCUAUCCUUAACACAUGAGAUUGCAUUGUUCUCAGUUGGGGUUUGGUAGCAGGCAGGUUGUCACAUUUGAGUAGUCAUGCAAACUGUUCAUUGUUUCAGGAACCUUUUCUUGGGGGUAAGGGUGUGUCCCUUUUCUAAAAAUGCAACGCACUAAAACUAUUUUAAGAAUGUAGUUGAUUCUACCUAUUCAUAAAGAUGGCAUCUCCCUGUGUUUUAGGUGUAAUAUUGAAGCCCUGGCUUUUCUUGUUUUCUCACUUGCUCUCUCGUUCUGUUUUUUUUUUUUUUUAAACUAAUUUUUCUUUAUGAAUAUGUCUGUGACAUUUGUAAUAAAUGUCUUGUAAUAAUUUGCUUCAUGACUUGAUGGUGAUCACUACAUUCCUCUGAGGAUGCUAGUGUCUCAGAGAAGGGACAGUCAUGCCCUGCCAUCCUGCUGUAGCUCUUACGACAGCUGCUGUGGGCUUCAUUCCCCAGACAGAAGCUGCUUGUUUCAAAGGCUUGAUCUUGCUCGAUGGUGAAUUUGCUUUUACAGCAUAAGCCAUCUAAUCCCCUGUCCCAUGUAAUAGUUAUCUGUACCUAGUGCCAAGCCUGUCCCAUCUGUCCCAUUCAGAUACCUGUCCUCUUAGCUCUGGUGUAGUAGUUUUGUGAACAAAAGUCUAGUAAAGAAUACAUAAAACUGCAGUUAAGUGGUUGGUUGUAAAUACCAGCAAAGACAGGUCAGAAUAAGUGAGCAACCCUUACUCUUAGAGGGUAAAGGAGGGAAAAGUAGUUUUCCAUUGAUGCAAGGACUUCAAAGCAGCCCAAGAACUAUUACUGUUCUUCUCUAACUGUGGUCAACCUAGAGUGGGUUAAAGAGUUAAUCCCACACAAGACUGAGACGAUCCCAGAAGCAAAGAACUCAAAAUCUAAUGCUGACAGCCUCUUGCCCACACUCAGUCUUUGAUGAAAUGAGAGGAGGUACCACCAAGGUAGACAUGUGAAUCAGGAGGACACAGAGCUGUUCAGGUGAUGUCGGCCUUUCCCCUGGGUUUAGAGCGCUGUGAAAGGUGAGCAGAUGGCUUUGAAGAAGCAUCAAGCUACAAAUACCAAGGAGCCGGAAGUGACGAAGGAGGCUGCUGUGCACUUGACUUCUGUGUCACGGGGCACCACUGUCAUGGCCCAUCAUCCACAGGCUGCAAGCUCUGUCUUCAGUGAGAGGUUGCAGAUAGUACAAGAAUCUGUUGUUGGGAUUGUUCAUACCUAGAACUUUCCUGCGGGGGUGGCAGGAGAAAGAACAUCCCUCCCAGCCCAGUGCGCAUUCCCCCAGUUGACCCAGACCAAUUCCAUGGCCAACUUGAUUGAAGCAGAACAGAAGCAGCUGCUCCCCUGUCAUCUUGACUGUUGCCUCUCCAGCUUGACACCUUGUAAACCAAGUUGAGAUUGAGUUAUACAGAUGAAUUCAGGUGUCUAGAGAGAGUUGCCCAGGAGGGAAAAAAGCAGGCUGCUGUGACUUCGUAUUUCUUUAGGGAGGACAGGCUGUUCCCUACUCUUUUUCUACAAGACAAUGCUUUCUUUAUACAAGUGUCAUUUUGGCAAAACAGUAUUAAGGUGACACACCACCGGUGUGGAUCAUGGAUGUGCCGAAAGGGUGCUUGUUGCGGUGCCUCCACGCCCGGUGUGUCUAAGAGCGCCAGAGCUUCAGUGCCUUUCUGUACGUAAGUUCGAAGAACCUCUGUGCGUGUAGUACAGUGUACCAUGCACAUUCUACAUGGGAAGGGAUGUUUACAGGGAUGGUUUGUGGCACUAAUGUGCACCCAGUUCCGGUUUACUUCUAAAUGACUUUUAUGGGCUGUUGGGUUUCUAGCUUAGGAGUAGCACACUUCAGGAUUUGUAAUCGCUAAUUUUACUAGUUUGAGUAAUAAUACAGGUGAGAAACUGCAUUAAAUUUACUAGUCAUGAAGCUGAGCAGGCUAGGACAAGUACACAGCCUUUGUUUUUUUGUUUUUGCAGUGCUAACUUGUCUACUGUUAUAUAAAUUAUUGUUCUCCCCUACCUUUCUUUCCUAAAUAAAGUAAAAAUAAUUUCUA
This is a messenger RNA of Chionomys nivalis (European snow vole), 7750 nucleotides long. It is a transcript of the gene Map4k4, whose product is annotated as mitogen-activated protein kinase kinase kinase kinase 4. Gene Ontology annotation, molecular function: protein kinase activity; ATP binding. Lineage: Eukaryota; Metazoa; Chordata; Mammalia; Rodentia; Cricetidae. The record is from RefSeq and is a predicted model, not a curated record. Bases 320 to 4486 code for a protein of 1388 amino acids. Gene Ontology annotation, biological process: protein phosphorylation. The transcript is spliced from 32 exons.